AUGACGCCGCCUCACCUCCCCGUCACCGUCACCGUCACCGUCGCCGUCCUUCUCCUCUUCCUCUGGCUCCCGGCGACCCCACCCGCUGCCGCUGACCCGACCCCGACCCCAUGGCCCCCGCAGUUCCACGCGACGCUGGUCAUGGACUACCACGGCAACAUGUCCGUGGCCGACCUCUGGUACGACUGGCCGGGCGGCCGCAACCUGCACGUCAUCCGCUACCAGCUCGCCGCCGACGCGCCCUACUACGAUAACGAGUGGAACAACGGCACCUCUUUCUUCUACACGCCGGCGCGCCGCACCUGCCGCUCCGCCGCCGUCGGGGUCGGCAUUCUCCGCCCCGACUGGCUCCGGCCUGGCGCCGUCUACCUCGGCCGCCGCGACGCCGGCGGAUUCGACUGCCACGUCUGGGCCAAGGCCGACUUCAUCACGUACUACGAGGACGUCAAGACCAAGCGGCCCGUCAAGUGGGUCUUCUACACAGGUAGGAUCGCCUAUGUGAUGAGCUUUGAGGUGGGAGCCGUGCUAGAGGACGCGGCGUGGCAGGCCCCUGAGUACUGCUUCACCAAGGACGGUGGGCUGGCUGCCGAGACCACAACCAAGAUCUCUGAUGGGCAUCAUGGCAGCAGCUUCAUCCCCAGGAGCGUGCUGUGA
Molecule: messenger RNA, 654 nt
Organism: Miscanthus lutarioriparius
Lineage: Eukaryota; Viridiplantae; Streptophyta; Magnoliopsida; Poales; Poaceae
Source: the annotation of a GenBank genome assembly